UGGCAGCAGUGGUGAGAUUGUUGACCUGUCAGAUCCGCGGCCGACUUCACUCUUUCUAGUUUUGACAACGUCAAGUUGCGCGUCAGUGAAAUGGCAGUCACAAAAGCAGUGGCGGGCAAAGCCCAACCCAAAAAGCAACAAAUCCGCGGCAAGGGUCUGAAAAAGAAGAAGGUCGCCCUCAAAUUCGUCAUCGACUGCACUCAUCCCGUUGAGGACUCAAUCUUGGAUGUUGCCAACUUUGAAACCUACUUGAAGCAGAGGAUAAAGAUCAACGGCAAAACUGGUAACUUUGCCGGGGGCAAAGGCGCCCAGCACGCCGUGACUUUGGGGCGCGAAAAGGGCACCAAAUUGAUUCUGAGCUCCGAAAUUCCCUUCUCCAAAAGGUACCUGAAGUACCUUACAAAGAAGUACCUCAAGAAAAACAACCUCCGCGAUUGGUUGAGAGUUGUUGCUUCGGGAAAAGACAGUUACGAGCUCAGGUACUUCCAGAUCAACAACCAGGAUGACGAUGACGAGGAAGACAAUGAAUAAGUUAUAAAUAAGACCAAUAAAACAUUUUUUUUUCACAAAUA
This is a messenger RNA of Brassicogethes aeneus, 572 nucleotides long. NCBI's taxonomy places the organism in Eukaryota, Metazoa, Arthropoda, Insecta, Coleoptera, Nitidulidae. The record is from the annotation of a GenBank genome assembly.